AUGGAUCCUUACACAUUGUAUUACCAUUACGAUGGGAAGGUUGAGCACAAGAUUGUUGAUAGAGAGAAGUUCAGUUAUUUUGAGUUACUAUGCGACAUCUACAGUACGGUGUUGUCACAUAUUCCAGAUGGGAGGUCUAUCAAGUUCACUUGUCAAGCUAUGCUGCCUGAUAGUAGGGUUAUGAUUGAUAUAUGGAACGAUGACACACUCAUGCAAGUGUUGUCUAUUUUUGAAGAGUUGAGGGUUCUUAUGGUGUAUGUGUCAAAUGUGAAGCAGUUUGACAAUGGUUUUGGUGGUCAUACCAUUAAUGACUAUCCAUUCAAAGUUGUUGGUAGAGAUCUUCUAAGCAGAAGACAGAGGAAUGAAGUGCAGCCUCCUAGCAUUGGAAUUGGAUCAUUUGUUCAUUAUGAAAGUGGCAGAACUGGUGCAUCCAACAUGGGAUCAAGCGAAGAUGGUAGUGGUAUAAUCCCCGGGAUAAUUUCAAGUCAUAGUGAGAAAGGAAAAUCUAUUGUAGAUGUGGUAGAGGUGAUAGAUGAGGCAAAUGAUGUGACUAAUACAUACUCAGGUGGAUGUGAGUAUGGUAUGUCUGACUCGGAAGAUGAAGACUGGAAAAUGCAAAGUGAUGAUGGCUUUAAAGAUAUUAGUAAAAGUGGAAGUGAAGAAGAGGUGCACUUUGAAGAUGGGGAUGGCUCUGAAGGUGAUGAAGCAUCUAUUGGAACUGAUGACUUAUCAGAUUAUGACUCCGAUGAGUUCCAUGCACCACAAGUCCGUAGGGCAAGAAGUGUUUUUGAUGUUGAAGGAAAAGUCCAACUAGAGGAUGGUAUGAUAUUUGAUGAUGUGGACCAUUUUAGGAGAGAAUUGAAAGAUUAUGCAAUCCAAGAGGGUUUUCAUCUUCAGAGAAUAAAAAAUGAGAGGACAAGGGUAACUGUUAUUUGUGCUGAUGAUGGUUGUCAGUGGAGAAUUCAUGCAUCACCGACUGAAGAUAAAAUCACUUUUAUGAUAAAGUCUUUUAAUCCUCAGCAUACUUGUUCUCAAAGAAAAGACAAAAACCCGGAUGCAACAUCAAGAUGGAUUGCUAACAAACUUGGUCCACAACUCAAAGCAGAUCCUGAGUUGUCUACUAAUAGUAUUAGAGCCAUGUUAUGGAAGGAUUAUAAGAUUCAACCAAGUUACAGUCAGAUUUGGAGGGCACGUCUUCUUGCAAAAGAAGUAAAUGAGGGUAGCCAUGCCAAGUCGUAUUCCAAGCUUCCAAGGUAUGGAGAGAUGGUUAGGCAAACCAAUCCAGGUUCAAUGUUUAAUCUUCAAUUCAUUUCAAGAACUAACAUGGCCGACAAUCCAGUGUUUAAAAGGUGUUUUGUUUGUUAUGAAGCAAGCAAAAGAGGGUUUCUUAAUGGUUGUAGGCCAUUUAUUGGGUUGGAUGGAUGCCAUCUGAAGGGAAAGUUUGGAGGGACACUAUUGGCAGCUAUUUCUGUUGACGGGAACAAUGGAUUAUUUCCACUUGCCUAUGCUGUUGUUGAAUCUGAGUGCAAAGACAGUUGGCUGUGGUUCCUUCAGAAUCUGUAUACUGCAUUGUAUUCUACAUCAGAUGACAUGGGGUAUUUAACUUUCAUGUCAGAUAAGCAAAAGGGGUUAACUGAUGCAAUUAAGGAGGUUUUCCCUGAAUCACAUACAAGGCAUUGCAGUAGGCAUUUGUAUGCAAAUUUCAGGAAAGAUUAUAAAGGUGAGAAGCUAAAAGCUUUAUUUUGGACUGCAUCAAGGGCUUACAGAGAAAUUGAGUGGACAAAGGCAAUGGCUGAGAUCAAGAGUAUAAAUCAAAAAGCAUAUGAUUUUCUGAUGGAAAACCAGCCUAGUUCAUGGUCAAGAUGGGCAUUUAAUCACCAAACAAAAAGUGAUCACAUAACUAACAACAUGACAGAGUCCUUCAAUAACUGGGUAGGCCCGUAUAGAGACAAACCCAUCCUAUAUUUGAUUGAUCAAGUGCGGAUAAGUUUGAUGGAUAAAUUACAUAAGAGGUUUGAGCAAGCUUGUUCUUACAAGGGGACUUUGACACCAAAGAUUAAGAAGAGAAUGGAUGUGAUCCACCAGCAAUCAAGAUCUUGUGUGGCCCUAUCAGCAGGAUAUAAUGAAUUUGAGGUGAACAAUGGCACAUCAAGAUUUGUGGUAAACUUGAAUACUCGAAAAUGUGGGUGUCAAGUAUGGGAGGCUACCGGGCUGCCAUGUAGACAUGCAGCUUGCUGUAUUACAUUUAAGAGGGAAAACCUAUCAGAUUACUGUGAUAGUUUUUAUUUUCUAGGGAAAUAUCUACAAGCCUAUGAGAACAUGAUACACCCACUUCCUGACAUAUCAGAGUUGGAAGAAACAAGUAGUAUGGGAGUGGUGGAGCCUCCACCUCUGAGAAGGCACCCAGGCAGACCCAAAAAAGUUAGAAAAAAGGAGGAUGGUGAACCAGCAGGAAGUGAGUACAGAAAGAAGUCUACAUCAGUAAGAUGUGAUAAGUGUGGGCUUCAGGGUCAUAACAGGAGAACAUGUAAAGGGGGUCAAAUUAGGAGGAAAAGGGCAAGGAAAAGCAGUACUGUGAAGGAGAGUCGAAAUGUGGGGGCUAGUGAAGCUGAAGUCAAUGUCUCUCAGCGGACAAGAUCACAUAAUGCAUCAACUGCAUUGAAUGAUAGUGUUCAAGCAAGGAAAAGAGCGAAAGCGACAGCAGCUCGGGCAAGAAGACGUGAAAAGGAGGCAAUGCAGAAGCCAAACAAGAAUUGA
This is a messenger RNA of Macadamia integrifolia, 2757 nucleotides long. RefSeq lists its product as uncharacterized. Gene Ontology annotation, biological process: DNA transposition. The coding region runs from base 1 to 2757 and encodes 918 amino acids. The transcript is spliced from 4 exons. Lineage: Eukaryota; Viridiplantae; Streptophyta; Magnoliopsida; Proteales; Proteaceae. The record is from RefSeq and is a predicted model, not a curated record. Gene Ontology annotation, molecular function: DNA binding; transposase activity; zinc ion binding.